This is a messenger RNA of Clupea harengus (Atlantic herring), 10116 nucleotides long. RefSeq names its product apolipoprotein B-100-like. Gene Ontology annotation, biological process: lipoprotein transport; triglyceride mobilization; cholesterol transport. The record is from RefSeq and is a predicted model, not a curated record. NCBI's taxonomy places the organism in Eukaryota, Metazoa, Chordata, Actinopteri, Clupeiformes, Clupeidae. Gene Ontology annotation, cellular component: low-density lipoprotein particle; mature chylomicron; very-low-density lipoprotein particle. Gene Ontology annotation, molecular function: cholesterol transfer activity; low-density lipoprotein particle receptor binding.
AAGUAUAAAAACCUUGAGUUGCUGGCUGAGGAUUCAGUCUUCCUUUCAAAGUGGACUCGCUUCAUUGCUAAGGCUAAGGAGCUUCUAUUCAACCCAAGAUGGGGAAUACCAAGCUCUGCCUUUUCUUGCUGCUGAGCACCUAUGCUGUAGCCCAAGACGUGGAGAGUGCUGAUGAAACUACUCCAACAUGUCUCUUGGCAAAACGGUACAAGAACUUCAGGAACUACGUGUACCAGUAUGAGGCCGACACCUACAAUACCGUGAACGGAGCGGCCAACAUCAAGAACGGACCCAAAGUCAGCUGUAAGGUGGAGAUUGAUGUCCCUCAGACAUGCAGCUUCGUCCUGCGUACCACCGAGUGCUCCCUGAGCGAGGUGGUGGAUGGUGUUGCCGAAGGCGCACCCAUCUACAAACCCGCUGCUGAGGCUGACGCCUUCCGUGCUGCCAUGGAGAAAAACACCCUGAAAGUUAUCGUUGAGGGUGAGACUGGAGUCAAACUGUUCCCUGAGCAAGAUGAGCCCACCAACAUCCUGAACAUCAAGAGGGGUAUUGUCUCUGCCCUGAUGGUGCCUGUUCUUGAGGAGGGCAAGAACAACAACAUGGCCACAGUCCACGGAAUCUGCAAGACUGACUUCAUAGUCAAUGCCAGAGAAGACAUUGCCACUGAAGUGGCCGUCACCAGGGAUCUGUCUGCCUGUGACAGCUUUGUGGCCCAGAGGGAAACCACCAGCCCCCUGGCCAUCAUCACUGGCAUGCACUACCCUCUGUCCAAGCUGAUCGAAAGCACCCAGACCUGCCACUAUCAGUUUGACAACCAGAAGAAACACAUGACCUCCGGCAUCUGCACUGAGAAGCACCUCUUCCUGCCUUUCUCCAACCAGAAUGAGUUUGGAGUCUCCUCCAUGGUGAAACAGACACUGAAUCUGCAGGGAACAAGCAAGAUCAAUGACAGAAUCUUCAGCUAUGAGGAGGCCAACCUGAAGACCCUUCCCAUGGAGAGUGCUGACGACAAGACUUCAAUCCAGACCACUGAGGCCAUGCUGACUGCCUUUAACGAGCUGGUCACCCUCCCCGACUCCCAGGGUCACCAGAGGGCAAGCAUGUUCCAGAAGCUGGUGUCCGAGCUCCGUGCGUUGACCUUCGAGACCAUGAAACCAGUCCUCAAGGAGAUGCUGGACACCUCCCUGCCACUAUCCUUCCAGGCUCUGUCCCAGUGCGGUACCCCCGAGUGCACCAGUGCCAUGCUGCAGACCCUGAGGUACUUUGAUGACGGUGCAUUGGAGGUUGAUGCCGCCACCUACGCCCUGGGAAUGCUGUCCCAUCCAUCCCGCCGUAUGGUCCAGGACAUGUUGGAGAUGGCCAAGCACAAGCAGAGCAAACCCAUCAUGUUCGCCCUGAGCAACGUGGUCAGGAAGCUCUACCAAGCUGAGGGCAAGGUCACCCCUGAGAUUGCUGCCGUCUAUGAGUUCAUGGCCUCCAUCGUUGGGGCCGACUGUGCUGGUGAUAAGGAACUGACCUUCCUCGCCCUGAGGGUUAUUGGAAACAUGGGAGAGGCCAUGGAAGCCGCAGGUCCCACUCUGAAGAGCAGUCUGCUGAAAUGCAUGAGACAGCCUGUCACCACCCUGUCUGUACAGAUGGCUGCCAUCCAGGCCUUCAGGCGUAUGUCCGUGACCGAUGAGGUGCGCUCCAACAUCCAGCGAGUAGCCCAGUAUGGUAAGGGUGCUGUUCAGAAGAGGCUGGCUGCCUACCUCAUCAUAAUGAGGAACCCUGAGGCAAGUGACUUUGAGAUGUUGAAGAAGAUCCUCACUCAGGACCAGAACGUACAGGUCAAGGCCUUCGUGGCUUCCCACGUCAACAACAUCAUCAACUCCAAGGACCCUGAGACCCAGAAGUUGAGCAAGGAGAUUGCUGAGGCCCUCGAGGGCAUUGAGAUUGAUGUCUCUGGUGACAUCACACAGUACUCCCGUAACUUCAAGAUGGAUGCCUCCAUGCCUCAGGACACCAUUCAGACAAGCAUGCAGGGCAACCUCAUCUUUGACCCAAGCAGCCAGCUCCCCAGGGAGGUUAUGCUUGAGACUACCCUGAAGGCCUUCGGGCAAAAGCUUGACAUCUGGGAGAUUGGCAUGGAGGGUAAAGGCUUUGAGCCAACCAUUGAGGCUUUGUUUGGAAAGAACGGAUUCUUCCCUGAUACUAUGUCAAAGGCCAUGUACUGGACUGGAGACAAGAUGCCAGAAAAGAUGGUUGAGGUUCUGGAGAACUGGGGAAUGUCCCUGAAGAGUGACAAACAGGUGCCCGAGAAUCUUGUGAGGGAAAUCGUGCGCAACUUCAACAAGCUGGCCAAGAACCUGAGAGCCCAGGAGGCCCCAGAGUCCAUGGCCUACCUGAAAAUCAUGGGAUCUGAGCUUGGAUACAUCAAAGCUAACGAGCUUAAGGACAUCGCUGAACAAGCCCUGAUGUAUACUGACAUCUUGCUGAUGACAAUGCCCAGACAUUACCUGAAGGAGUGGACCUCUGGCACUAAGAACACCAUCACUGCCUACUACAUGUUCAUGGACAACGAGUUCUCCCUGCCCACAGCCUCUGGCUUCCCUCUUAAAGUUGCUCUGUCUGGUACCUUUGUUCCCAGAGCUAAAGGAGGACUGAACAUCGCACAGUCUGUGAAGGAGCUGUCCUUCAUGCCCUCUAUGGGUCUGGAGUUCGUCACAAAGAUGGGAGUCCACAUCCCCAAAUUCAUGGAUUCUGGUCUUGAGAUGCACACCAACAUGUACCAUGAGAGCAGCCUCAAUGCCAAGAUCACCAUGGCCAACAACCAGAUCAAGCUGUCCAUUCCUGCACCUGAGGGUCCCACCCAGCUCUUCAGAGUCCGCAACAGACUCCUCUCUGUGAGCUCUGGCCAGGCCACCCUGAUCCCCUCGGUUUCUGAGGGCAGAACCAAUGCCCAUGAGUGCAACCCUCUCUUCAAGGGAAUGGAGUACUGCACCACAGUGCGCUACUCUAUGGCUCACUCUGACAAGGCUCCCUAUUUCCCCCUCAACGGAGAGACCAAGUUCGCUAUUGAAGUUCAGCCUACUGGUGAGGUCACCGAGUACACUGCCACCAUCACCUAUGACCUCCUUGCUGAGGGCAAAGAGGGUCGUCAGAAGGUCGAUUUGAUCGAGCUGGCUCUGAAGGCAGAAGGUGCUCAGCCCACUGUGGCCACCGCUGCCAUCAAGUACAACAGGAACAGGAAUAUCCUGACCACCAGCAUUCAGAUCCCUGACUACGAUGUGGAGGCAGGCAUCAAGGUUGGCAUGACUGACUCCAAGACCAGAGGAAAGCAGAUCACCAUUGACGUCAGCAACCACAAUAUUCCCAAGAUGUCCCUUAUUGGACGUGCCAAGAUGGAGGCCAUGAGGGAAGGUCUGGUGCAGCUGCAGCUGAUCGUGCCUUCACUGAGCACUGAUGCAACACUGACUGCCUCUCUGAAGAGGGAUGGCAACCUUACCCUGGAAGUUGAGAGUGACAUCAAGCUCCCAGAGAUCUCCUCCUUGCAGAAGGUCACCUUCAUCUACAGAGAGGAGGACAUGGAGGUGCAAGUUAAAUCCGAUGUGAGCACCGAAAUCCAGAAGAUGCUGCCAAGCACAGAGGCUGUCCAGAACUGGCUCCAGCAAUUCAGCCAGGACAUCUUGGACCAGAAGGUGGUCAAAACUGACAUGAAACUGCGUCACAUCUACAACAAAGCUAUUGAGGCUUCCCAGAUCUGGAUGGACAAGGUUGCCACUGAUGCCCCAUUCAUUGCACAGCUGAGAGAGAACAUACCAGAACUAGUCGUUCCUACCAUGCCUGAGAAGCUGUAUCUGCAGACGGAGGGUGCAUUGAAGUACCACUUCAACAAGGACACAAUGACUGUGACCAUUCCCCUGCCAAUGGGUGGAAAGACCUCUGAGGACCUGAGAAUCCCUCCUGUUGUGUCCACCCCUGAGCUGUCUGUCGACCAGGUUGGUCUGAAGGUUCCAUCCAAAGAGUUCACAAUCCCAGCCUUCUCCAUCCCAUCUGAGUACGACCUCACCCUGCCACUUUUCGGAAUGGCUGAGGUGUCUGCCAAGGUCAACAGCAACUACUACAACUGGGAGGCCACCAUCUCUGCUGGCAAAGACUCUGAGGAGGGUCCAGCCUACAACGCCAAGUACAGGAUGGCAGCUGACAGUCCAAUUGAUAUCCUGUCCUACACCACUGAGGGUACUGCAAGAAUUGCUGAUGCACCUCUGGAAACUCUGAAGACCACUGUGACUUUCUCCCUGAACCACAAGUACCUUGACACUCGAGCCAACUUCGCAGAGGCCAUCAUAAUCCAAGAUACUGUGAAGGCAACAGGCCAGUAUGAUAUUCAAGCAGUCAGCUCUCUGGGCAUGCAGACAUCCCUGAAGUGCACUCUUCAGACCUCCAUAGCCUCUGAGAUCAACGGAGAUCUCAACAUGGAUGGAUCAUUCACUCUGGGUUCAGUCUCUGGUAGCACAAGUCUCUCUUCCACCUACCUUGUAAACCCCAGCAUCAAGGAAGCAACAGCCGAAUCAACGUUCAGAAUGAGCUCUCCCAUCGCCCAAAUUCGGAACAAAAUGAAGAUGUCUGUUAGCCCAGACCAGAAGUCCUUUGUGUCCACCACCAAUGUCAACCAUGAACCGAUCAAGCACACAACCAAGCUAAAUGUUGAGUACAAGGAUGCUGAGUUCACAGUGAAGUCUGACUGUAUGACCAAGGCUGCUGAGAGGAUGCUGCGCAACCAGUUUGACCUUUCUGCCACCAUGGAGAAAGUUAGCAUGAGGUUUGACUCCCAGGUUGAUGACAAUACAAACCGUGCCAUGGCUGCCACCAUGGCAUCCCUGGACCACAAUGGCCUGGAAAUUAAUUCUGAUGCAUCAAUCAACUAUGAAGAAAACCGUAGCGCCCAAAAGGGUGUCCUGCUGCUGAACAGAAAUGGCCUGACCACAAGCUGCACCACCAACCUGCAGAUCCUUGCCCUGAAUCUGGAUAAUGCUGUCCAGGGUAGCAUUGACUCAACUGGUGCCACCAUGUCCAUUUCCGGCAAAGGAACCUUCCAGGAGAACAGUGCUGAACUGAAGGUUGAUGGCAAGGCUGGUAUCUCAGAGGCACAUCUUAAUGGCUUGUUCAAAGCCGAUCUCUUCAAUGCCAACACCAGGAACUUGGUGAACUUCCGUCUGAAUGAAGAUGGCCUGGUCCUCUCCAACAGCAUAGCCGCAUCCUACAAUGAGAUCCACACAGACACCACUCACUCUCUGAAGAUCAACCUGGGAUCACUGAAGUUCACCUCAGUGUCUGAAAAUGUCAUCACUGAGAGCAACUCCUACAAGCAUGACAUUUCCCUUGAUGCAGAGAGAUACAUUUUGGCCAUAAAUGUGAACAACGAUCUCAAGAUCCUGGAUGCCAACUUCAUCAAUAAUGCCAAGUUCAAUGCAGAGCCUUUCACGAUGGCAGCCACUGGCCUACUGAAGGGAACCUAUGGUGAAGAAGAGCUGAGACAUACCUAUCAGAUCACCUUUGCUGGCAAGACUGCCUCUGCCAAGUGCACCAGCAACGGAAAACUCCUGGGCGCCCAGAUGACCCACAGCUCUGAACUGGAGAUAGUUGCACUGUCUGCCAAGUACAACGGAGAAGCUCGUUUCAACUCCCCAGUGCUGCGUCUCUCAGGCAGUGUGGCCACCGAUGUGGUGCCCUUCAGGGUUACUGUUGAUGGCAUCGUCAACUCUGAUGGGGAGCUGAGCCUGUAUGGAAAACAGACAGGAGAAUUGUACAGCAAGUUCCUCCUCAAGGCUGAGCCUCUUCACCUCACACAUUCACUCGAAUGCCGGGCCUCCUCCUCUCACCAGCUGGACAAUGGAGUCUCCGUGGAAACCAGCUUCCAGAACAAGAUUGACAGUCUUUUGGUUCCAGAGGAGCAGACCAUCUCAAUGAAGAUGGAAACCAAGGUGAACAACCACGCCCUCAACCAGGAGCUCACUGCCUACAACAAAGCUGAUGGAAUGGGCAUGGAGACAUCAGGCACUCUCUCUACCAAUCUUCUGAACAAGGAUGGUGACAACAACCAAGAUUUUGCCAUCUCUGGUUUCCUGAAGUACGACAAGAACAGCGAUAGCCACUUCAUUGAGAUGCCUCUCAUUAAUCACCUGCCAGAAAUCAUGGAACAGCUGAGCAUGACUCUUCAGAGGCUGACAGGAAACACAAUUGAGAUGCUGGAAGAGGUUGAUGCCAAGUACAGGAUCAGGGCUACUUUCGAAGAAAAGACAAGUGAUCUGAAAGACAUCAUUGAGAGCUUCGACAUGAACAUGUUCAUCCAGGACUUGAAGAACUUCAUCAACGCCAUUAACCUUAACAAGUACGUGCAAAGUGUGCUUGAGGUUAUUCCCACUGAGGAAAUUACCAGGGUCUUAAAAUCCAUCUGGGAUGCAAUUGUCACUUUGGUCAAGAGAAACAACAUUGUUGAAAAAGUGAAUGAAAUCUACGUGAAGGUUGAAGAGAUUGUGGCUCAGUAUGAGAUUGAGAAUAUGGUUGAGGAAGUCAUGAAUAAUGCUGUGGAGAUGAUGAAGCAAUACAAGGUGAAGGAAGCAAUGCAAUCGGCAGUUGACACUUUGAAAUCUGUUGACUACACACCACUGCUGGAGAAAUACACAGAGAUGCAGAACAAGCUUGCAGAGGAACUGAAGGCAUUCGACUUCCAGCAGAUGAUGGAUGACCUCAAAGAAUAUGUGGCUAGAAUCCUUGAGAACAUCAAGUCUAUUGACUUUGAAAGCUAUGCUGAUGUGGCAAAACAAAGGCUUGUUGAGAUGAGCCGUGUACCUUGCUUUGGUAAGCUUUAUGGUGAGUUUAAAAUCACUUCCCCAGAGCAUAACAUGGCAACCACAGCUGAGUUCCGGAACUCUACAACCACAUCUGAAACCCCAGAGUUUAGCGCCACCCUCAACUCUCGGCUGACAUCUACCUUUGACCUCUUGGCAUACAACCUGGAUGCCACUGCUCACAUUGCUGCCCCUAAGAGGAACCGCCUGUCUCUCACUGAGUCUGUCAAAGUGAACCACAUGUCCUUCUCUGUGGACCACCAGGGAGACACAACCUCCUACGGUACCACAGGUCAGGCCUCUGUCAAGACAACCGUCAAGGCAACUACUGAGCCUUACACUGCUGAGUUUGUCAACAAUGCCUUCCUUGCAGUAGAGAGUGGAUUUUCCACCACCCUGGAGACCUCCUACAACCACAAAGUGAACAUGCCAGUGGCCAACAUCUUUAGUGAGACCACAAUGACCCAGAAGACUGUUGCACAGCUCGAGGCUGGUACCAUCACUGUGACAUUGGGCAAUGAGGCAAGUGGAAAAUGGGCCAUCUUUGAGUACUCUGAAGAGGGCACCCACAAAAGCGACCUGGAAAUUGUGAUGAACACCGAAACUGCCAAGACGACCUUCUCUGCUGUGACCAACAGUGACCUCCUUAAAAUGAAGCAGAACAUGAAUGCUGAGGUCACACCUUUCUCUCGCAUUAACAUUGAUGCACGUGCUGAGACAGAGACCUCCUUCAUCAAGAGCAGCAUCGUGGAGGUGAAGGCUGAAGCUCAAGUGGAGGAGCCCAAAUUUCAGCUGACUGCCACCCACAACACUGAGAUGACUGGUAGAAUUGAAGGACUCAUUGCCAACUCACUUGAAUUUGAGGUCACACCCUUCGAGGUCCGUUUUGACUGCAAGAACAAGGAGAACUCAAAGCUCUCUCUCCCCAUGAAGAUGUCUGGAAAGGUUGACCUCCAGAAUGACUUUGCUGUUACCAUCAACCCUGCUGAGCAGAAAGCCAGCUGGACAGGCCUUGCACGUUUCAACCAGUACAAAUAUUCCCACUUCUUCACCAUGGCCAACGGUGAGACGGAAAUGCACGUCUUUGCAACCCUCAAUGGUGAAGCUAACCUUGACAUGCUGAUGGUUCCCAUUGACAUUCCUGAAAUGACUGUUCCUUUCAUUGGAAUGACCACCCCAUCUGUGACUGGGCUGUCCCUCUGGGAAGAUGCUGGUCUGAGGAAAAUCCUGAUCACCCCUCAGCAGACCCUCAGCCUGGACUCCAAGCUGAAGUACAUGAAGAACCCUGAGAUGAUGACAGUUGAGAUUGACAUGGAGCCAAUGUUCAAUGUUCUGCGCAAACACCUGGAGCAGGGCAAAGACAAGGCUGCUGACAUUCUCUCCACCUCUUACAACCAAGCCAAGGAGCAGUAUGAGAAGCUUAACAUUGAAGUGCCUCAGACCAUCCCUGUGCCUGACUUCAGUAAAAUCACCAUGCCAACUCUGCGCAUGCCAGCUGCCCUCCGGAAGAUCCACCUGCCCAACAUGCAGCAGACCCUCCUGAUCCCCACCAUCGGUGACCUGAACUACGAGUUCUCUCUGAAGACCUCCAUGGUCACUCUGAAUGCAAAUGCUGAUCUCCUCAACCAGGAUAACAUCAUUGCACGCUUCAAUGGCCAGUCUGCCUCUGAGUUCCCCAUCCUGAACGCAAAGUCCUCUGGCACCUCAACCCUCAACAUUGCUGAUGGUAUGAGCCUGGGCACCACACUCUCCUUGGAGCACGCCAUUCUCGAGGGUAGCCAUACUGGCACCAUCACCCUCAACAAGGAAGUCACAGAGGCAUCCAUUGCAAAUGUUGCCAAGAUCAACCUGCCCUCAGUGGCUGUUGAGAUCCACCAGGAGCUCACUGGAAACCCUGUGGAGGGUCUGACCAUAUUCAUGUCCUCCCCAAGUGCUGGUCUUCUUGGAGUUCAGAUGCAGACAAAGAGUGCAACCAACCUGAAUGGCAGGCUUUACAGCAGAUAUCCGUCUGAGCCUCAAACUGAUGUGGACAUUCUGGGCAUUGAGAUGAAUGUUGUUGACUCCAAUAAGCUGAACAUCCAGACAAGCUGGAACAUGGAGGUGCCACGUGAGAUGCUUCUUAACAUUAAGGAGAGAGUGCCAGAAAUCACUUCUACAUUCGACAUCAAGGACAUGAUGAUCGAACAAGCUGAUGCUGCCUAUGAAAUGAUCCACAAGUUCCAGGUUUCUCUUCAGCCUGCUGUUGAGUACCUCAAAGAACAGGGAAAUGUGAUGUAUGACAGAGCAGCAGAGAAGAUUGCUGAUGUUGACCUCACUGAAUUCAACAAAAAGAUAUCAGAAAAUGCCAUGAUCCUCCUGCAGAAGUAUGAGAAAUUCCUCCAGACCCUGCUGAAGGCCGCAGUCACCUUCCUGGAGCAGACCAAAUUCCAAGUCCCUGGUUACACUGAGAAGCUGUCUGUCUUUGAGAUCUACAGAGAGAUCAGCACCUUUGUUGGUGACUUUACUGAAGAUGCCAUCACAAGGAUCCCAGAGAUGCUGGCGUCCUACAGUGAGGCUGCAAUUGAGUACAUCAGAAAUGUUGAGUUCACAAUCCCUGGGUCCACCCACAUCGUCAGUGGAAGAGAAAUCUUGGAUGACCUGACAACUGCUUUCCAGAAGAUCCAGAGCCAAAUUAUCACCACUGUGAAGGAUCUCAGCAACAUCAAGCUGGAGACCAUUGUGCAACAGCUCUCUGUGUUCAUGCAGACCAGCAUUGACACAGCAAAGGAAUUCAUCACCACUCUGGCAUCACAAGAUUUAAACCGUGUGUCUGCUUGGGCCAAGGAUGUGUACGCCGAUUUCAUCAACUCCGGAAUCUUCCGUGUCAUCACUGAUAAGGCCAGGGAAGCUAUGAGUGUUGCUGAGCAGUACUACACUCAGCUGAAAUCUAGGUUUGAUGAGAUCUUUGUCAACUUUACCUUUGAGCAGCUGAAUGCAGACAUUCAGGCCUGGAUUCAGUCCAUCAUCGAGCGCCUGAAUUACCUCCAGAACAACAUCGCAGCGACCCUGCAAGAGGUUUCAAAGAAAGCCAAGGCUCACGUGACAGUGAGUUAUGAUAAGAUUGAUGUCACCAUCCCUCUCCCCCUCAAUCUUGCAUAAAUCUAUGGACUGCUAUCAUGCUGUAUCAAGCUAUAACCUACUGUCUACUGAAUGUGAUAAAAACUGUCACCUACCUGCCUGAAGUGGCUUGAAAUGACAGCAAAUGUAUUAAACAACCAGUAUGCAAUAAGAAUAUACUUCCACCUUA